CGAAUGUUUUAUGAAUCAUACAUAGAUCGUUGGAUUUAUAACGAUUUCAUAUUAUGAACCUACAUGAGAGACUUUUAUCUAUUUUCAGCAGUUUCAGAGUUUUCUCUUUCAACUGAGCUCCGUUGGAAAUUUAAUGUGAAAGGAAAUCCCAGUAAAAAAAACCUUGGUCAGAUUUAUUCUGCAAGACUUUAAGGAGGAUGUGCAGAUAGGCAGUUACAUCCCAUUGUGGGCGAAAGAUUUGCCACUUUUCCGCCAAUGCUUGUGUGUAUUAUAUACGUGCCAAAUUAUGCGUUAAGGGAUAUAAGAAAAUAGAUAUAGAUUUUCUCAUCCAUUAGAACGCAUAGGAAGUCGUAUAUUUCAAGAAAGGGGUGUAACCCUGAGCCACAUGCUAACGUAAAAAAUAAAAUAAGGGAAAAACAUCUUAACCUACAGACGUACUCUUUAUCAAGUAGUUAACAAGUCGUGGUGUCUCCCCCAGUCUUAAAAUUACGCCGGAGUUUUUUUUUGGGUUCCAAUGAUAAAAAUGGUUGGAGAAUUAACAGAUCGUCUAGCGUCCGAAACAAACAGCGGUGCACGGAGAAAUCUGGCGGGGAUUGUUUCAUUUCAUUGAGAACACUCAAAUGCCUGAAAACACGUACGAUAGCAUCUGAAACCGGUGUUCAAUACAUAUCAUUGAACCCCUUUAUGACACUAUAUGACCGGGAGGAAAGAGAUAGAGCUACCACAAUCGCUGUUGUUCUUCUUGAGGGUCUGCGAGUCUUGUGUUCUGAGGAUGAAGAUUCUGGUUGCGUUCUAUGGUCUCUUGCUGGCCUCCUAUCUACGGACAAUAUUUGGUAGACCAACGCUGAACUCUACUUCGGAAAUUGACAUGAUGGCCACUCUUCAAAGAUCCAAGAGAGAGUUCCAGGAAAGCGACUACGAUGAUUAUUACAACGAUCUGGAAUUAGAGAUACUGGAAAGCAGAAAGGAACUUUUGGAGAAAACUUUUCUGCCCCCUGAUCUUCCUCUGUCAUCCAGUGUGAAGAAUAACAUUCAGCUGCUUAAAGAAACGACGAAAAAUGCCCCCGAGUAUAUGAUGGAUCUUUAUAAAUCGUACUCGGAGAAAAAAGUGUCCCGGCCGUCUUCCGACAUCGUCAGGAGUUUCAUGAACAUAAAUAUAGCAGGUGUGACAACUACACCGGCUUCCAGUACUGGUUCUACAACCAGACUUCAUACGAUGGUGUUUAACAUCACAAGCAUUUCCGUGGAAGAGCAAAUUGACUUAGCAGAGUUACGACUCUUCACCCUGGUCGAAAGAGACAGAAAUAUGUACAUAGGAGUUGACAGGAAAGUGUCAGUAUAUGAAGUCACAGACGACAACGUGGGUUAUCACGUGAUAGACACUCAACAUGUCUAUGGUAGAGACAGUGGAUGGGAAACAUUUGACGUCACUUCCGCUGUCAGACGAUGGGUGACAAAACCAAGUUCAUUGCAGAUCCUAGAAAUUAGAAUUGAAAGUGUCUUUCACAGUGUAACUGAUGGGGAUUUAGAUUUCUUAACAGAACCACAGCACAAAAACGAACCUCUACUAGUGGUAUUUUCAACAGACAAGCAAAAAUUACAAUUGCACAAGACAGAGAGACACGAACUUAUCACUCGUGAGGACAGUAUAUACGAUAUUCAAUCGCCCUUAAGCGGGUCUAAAAAUUCAAAUAAUAGUUUAAAUGAAACAAACACUAUAGGUCAUAAAAUUCACAGCCGAGUUAAAAGAAGGGGACGUAGAAGCGGAGGGUUGUGUAGGAGAAGGCCCAUGACUGUCAACUUCGCAGACAUCCAGUGGGAUUCGUGGAUUCUGGCCCCGUCAUCGUAUGAAGCAUACGAAUGCGUAGGAAAAUGCCAUUUUCCUGUGAAUGAGCGACUGUCCCCUUCCAAACACGCUAUAAUUCAGUCGAGAUUGCACCUUACCAUGCCAAAGGAAUACCCGCGAGAGAGCUGUUGUGUUCCGACUAAACUGGACUCCAUAUCUAUAUUGUACUAUGACGAGUAUGGUGUACUGACGUACAAACCUAAAUAUGACGGCAUGGUUGUGACAGAGUGUGGGUGUAGGUAACAGAGCUAGAUUUGUGGACGUUGAUUGGACCUUCCGCUUGCGUGGCUAGUCACUUUUCGCCACGGUUUUUUUCGGCAACGUGUUCAGUAGGCACUACCCUUCCGGAGAGAAUGUGGAGAGAGAGAAAGAGAGAGAAAGGGGUUUUGAGGGGCGAGUACAAGGAUGUUUCGUUAUCGAAGAUCGUUUGCACAACAAACGGGCCAAAAAAAAAAAUAUCACCAAGUACCAGUGCGUUUCCAAAUUUAUCGACUCGGCUACAAAAAUGACUUGAUAAGUAAGAAUGUCAAAGUCUAAAAAUAGAGCAGAAGUCGAUCAAACUUUGUUUAAUGCAUUUGCAAUUAUCUCUCUUAAUCAGAAACAUGUUAACAGUCAUGCAUCUGCAUUCGCCGAAAAGUUCGGAUCUCAGAUGGGCGUCGGAGCUGUUGAGAAUUAAUUGUCUGUGGAGCUAGCCCAUGCUACCUGCCCUGCCCUGACCCCCGAUUUGAUGUUUUUAUCAAACAGUGCACAACUCCCUUUGAAACGGUUGCAUGUUCAAAGAACAGUAAAAAUAUCAAAAAAAGCAACGUCACUUCUGGAAAAACCACGCCCAUUGAAAAAGCAUUCUUGGAUCUUUUGAAUGAACAGCGGCUUUGCAUACAGAAGAAUUUUAUCAGACAUAAUCGCUUAUGUCAAGACCACCUACAUCAUUUUUUUCAAAAAAGAAGAAGCACAAGAAUGUUUUCUUUCAAAGACACGUAUCUUCUAUGAAAUGAAUGUUUCCGUUGUUAUGUUUAUCAUAUAUUUAUAUUGACAUUUGUUCAAUAAAGUUCUUUAUGUUUUUCAUA
Magallana angulata is the source of this 2913-nucleotide messenger RNA. Its product is annotated as bone morphogenetic protein 10-like. Gene Ontology annotation, biological process: SMAD protein signal transduction; BMP signaling pathway. The record is from RefSeq and is a predicted model, not a curated record. The coding region runs from base 695 to 2089 and encodes 464 amino acids. The transcript has 3 exons. Gene Ontology annotation, molecular function: growth factor activity; cytokine activity. Gene Ontology annotation, cellular component: extracellular region. Lineage: Eukaryota; Metazoa; Mollusca; Bivalvia; Ostreida; Ostreidae.